AUGGACAGCCCGAUGGAUGGGUCCGGCGGCUCGUCGUCCGCACCGGGGUCGACGCCGACGGCGACGGCAACGACGCCCGGCGCCGGUACGACUCUUAGCGUUGCAAUGCCUCGAGGGUCGAUUUCGGCCGCCUCGGUGGCUUCGUCGUCGACCAUCACGGCCGCGGCGACGGCUGGUGGGGGUGUAAGUACGCCUGGCGCCGCGAUUGCCAACACCGGGGCGGCUGUUGUCUCGCGGCGGUCUCACCCUAAAUCGAGGACGGGGUGCAGGACGUUCCCAACGCCACUCGUCGUCCUCGAUCCCGCGGUCCCCGGACAGCAUCCUUUCCUCCGGCGGCCCGACAACGGCCAUAGCUUCGGCGAUGGCCUCGGCGUCGGCGCCGGCGGCGGUGGCGGAGGUAUGAGCGACCUCUCGCUGAACCUCAUCGACCUGGAGCUCAUGCACAACUUCACGACAUUCGCCUUCAACACGCUCUCAACCGACCCCGUCGUGCGGCAGAUGUGGAAGGUGCCCGUCGUGAAGCUGGCGCUCGAGUGUGACUACGUGAUGCGCGCGCUGCUGAGCGUGUCGGCACUGCACCUUGCGCACAACCGGCCCGAAAGGCGGGAUUUCUUCAUCAGCCGCGCGUUAACAUACCAUCAGAUGGCCAGCCGGACGGCCAUGGGACUGAUGGGAGCGCUGGAUGGGGAGAACUGUGAAAAGCUAUACUUGUUUUCCGUGUUGACCAUUUUCUUUGCCCUCGCAUGCCCGCGCAAAUCCUCAGACUCUCUCAUCAUGGGCGAGUCCUCCUUCCCGGACUGGAUGUUCCUCCUUCGGGGCACAAAGUCCCUUCUCAAGCUGCUCCAACCACAGGCCUACACCGGCCCCUUGCUGCCCAUGUUCAACCAUGGCCGCGAGCGCUUCCUUCACUCGCGCGACGAGUCCAGAGCCCAACCGGAGCUGCUGGCGGACCUGCAGCGGCUCGUGAAUAAGACGUGCGCCGAUCCGGUCCUGCUGCCGAUCUACAACCGUGCCAUUGACGAGCUACGGCGGACGCUGUCUGUGUUCCUGUGGGACGGCGGGCGGGGGAUGGACAUUACGGACGCUUUUCUGUGGAAGUAUCUCAUGGCGGAGGACUUCCUGCCACUGCUCAAGGUCCCGGGGGCGACGCAGGAGGCCGUGGCGAUCUUUUCGCAUUUCUGUAUACUGCUCAAGAGGCUGGAGAACGAGUGGUGGCUACAGGGGUGGGCUACGCAUCUCAUCAGCCGGGCGUGGUCGCUGCUGGAUCAAGACCACCGGCUCUGGAUCCAGUGGCCUAUCGAGGAGCUGGGGUGGGUGCCCCCCUGA
This is a messenger RNA of Colletotrichum spaethianum, 1326 nucleotides long. RefSeq lists its product as uncharacterized. Bases 1 to 1326 code for a protein of 441 amino acids. Gene Ontology annotation, biological process: regulation of transcription by RNA polymerase II. The transcript has 3 exons. Gene Ontology annotation, molecular function: DNA-binding transcription factor activity, RNA polymerase II-specific. The record is from RefSeq and is a predicted model, not a curated record. Lineage: Eukaryota; Fungi; Ascomycota; Sordariomycetes; Glomerellales; Glomerellaceae.